GGUCCCUCUGGUCGUGGUUCCGGUCUCUGGUCGUGGUCCGGGUCUCUGUGUGAUGGCGGUCCCUGCUGGUCCGUGCCGGUCCCUGCUGGUCUGUCUGGUGUUGCUGGUCUCCCCUCUGACGGCCUGGGACGCGGAUCUGGAGCUGCUGGACCUGGUGGAGGAGAUCCCGCAGAACUUCUACCAGUUCCUGUCCCUGGACCAGGAUGCUUCAGCAGCAGAGAUCAAGAAGGCGUAUCGACGUCUGUCUCUCUCUCUGCAUCCGGACAAGAACAAAGAUGAAAACGCUGAAACCCAGUUCAGACAACUGGUGGCCAUAUAUGAAGUCCUGAAGGACGAGGAGAGACGAAGCAAGUAUGAUGAUAUCCUGGUGAACGGGCUUCCUGAUUGGCGGCAACCAGUGUUCUACUACAGACGAGUGAGGAAGAUGAGUAACGCUGAGCUGGCCUUCCUCCUCUUCCUCAUCCUCACUGUGGGACACUACGCCGUCAUUUGGUCCAUAUACCUGGAGAAACAGCUGGACGAGCUGCUGAGUAAGAAGAAGAAAGAGAAGAAGAAGAAGCUGAGCUCAAGACCUGCAGAGGAUCUCAGGUGUAUUGGCCAAGAUCGCACCGACAGAGUUCAUGAUCGGCCAAACUGGCAGGACAUCCUCCCUCUGAAGCUGAGCAUCUGGCUUUACCUGUCCAUCAAAAACCUGCCACAGACCAUCCAGGAGGUGAAGCAGUACUAUGAGGACUACCAGCUGAUGAAACAGCAGCAGAGAGAAGAAGCUGAAGCUGAACAGGAAGUUGUCAUAAGAGAGAAGAGGCCGAAGGUCAAGAAGCCCAAGGUGGAGUUUCCUGUUUACGAGCUGUCAUCAGAGAACCUGAACUGCCAGGGUUACGACCCGGCCACGUCCAUCGAGGAGAUCGAAGACCAGAUGGACGACUGGCUGCUGGACCGCGUAGCUGCAAAGAAGAAGGCUGCAGACUGGACAGAGGACGAGCUCAGCCUCCUCAGCCGGUUGAUGGUUAAAUUCCCUGGAGGAUCUCCGGGACGCUGGGAGAAGAUCGCUCAUGAGCUGGGAAGAUCUGUGACUGAUGUGACGACUAAAGUCAAACAGGUGAAAAACAAUGUGAGCCACACCUCAGGUCUGGUGAAGCUGUCAGAUCUGAAGGGACCUCUGCUUCCUGUGAGGUCACUUCCUGUUUCUGACAGUGUGAUGACUCAGCGAGGGCCCUGUGAGGAGGAGCAGGACGAGGAGGAGGCGGAAGAAGAAGCAGCUCCUGCUGUCAGGAGGAGAACCAGGAAGGCAGCAGCAGCAGACGGGGGGGAGGUGAAAGUCAGAGGCCGGAGGCAGAGGGAUUUUGACCCAGCGGCAUCAGUGGAGGAGGAGGAGGAGGAGGAGGCGGAGCCUCAGGAGAUCAGAGAGAAGGCGGACCCGACGGUCUGGACUCAAAACCAACAGAAACUGCUGGAACUCGCUCUGCAACAGUUUCCCAGAGGAACAGCAGAACGCUGGGACCGCAUCGCCAAGGUGGUCCCCGGGAAGACCAAGGAGGAGUGUAUGAUUCGUUAUAAGAUGUUGGCGGAGCUCGUUCAGAAGAAGAAACAGGCUAAAAGCUGAUUAAAGGUAAUGAUCACUGACUGGCCUACUGCUGUGACCUCUGACCUCUUAAAUGUCAGCAAUGUUUUAUUUUUCUCUCCAGGUGAGCUGCCUCCUGAUUGGACUGAAUUAUUUUGUUUUUGUCAUAUGUUACGUGGCAUCUCACCUUCUCAGGUGUUUUAUAAUUGAUGUGUCAAAGGAAGCUGGAAACUAGUUUUAACCUACCUGACCUCUGACCUCAUAGCUUCAUGUGCCUUAACUCCAUACAGCAUGCUGUCAAUCAACCUCUGUUAAACUUAUCAAUAAAAGGUAU
Anoplopoma fimbria (sablefish) is the source of this 1895-nucleotide messenger RNA. RefSeq names its product DnaJ (Hsp40) homolog, subfamily C, member 1 (gene dnajc1). The transcript has 12 exons. Gene Ontology annotation, cellular component: endomembrane system. Bases 53 to 1603 code for a protein of 516 amino acids. Lineage: Eukaryota; Metazoa; Chordata; Actinopteri; Perciformes; Anoplopomatidae. The record is from RefSeq and is a predicted model, not a curated record.